UUGAAGCCUCCUGUGAGAAUUUUGCUAAUUUUUGGAAUCUAAAACUUCUCAAGGAUUUAUAAUUUGGACCAAGUUAUGGCACUGGAAGAGAAGGGGGACAGCACUAAGAAAUGCACCGACAAAAUGAAAGCAGAGCCAGAGGAAGAUGGUUCGUCCGGUCACACCUGCGGAGUGUGUGGUCGUAGCUUUCCUCUUCUCAGCUCUCUGUCUCAGCACAUGAGGAGACACACGAGGGAAAAGCCAUACAAAUGUCCUUAUUGUGAGCAUCGGACUGCGCAGAAAGGCAGUUUAAAAGCACAUAUAAGAAGCCAUAAACUGGGACUGCUGACCCAAAGUUCAAGCGACAAAGAGGGGGAUGGAGAUCAGGACGUGAAGGACAGUGCUGCUGAGUCACCUGAUCCAUCUGAGAAGGACAAGAUGGCCGACAAGAAACAUAAUGUCAACGGCAAGGUGAAGAAGAAAGCUGCUAAGAAGAAGGUCAAAGGUCAGGACAUCGAUGAAGAUGAUUCAGGGCCAUUUACAUGCACGAUAUGUAGCCAGGUGUUCCCUCAGGUAUUACUGCUCAAAACCCACAUGAAAAGACAUCGCAAUGUUCAGGAUCACGGUUGUAAGAUUUGUGGACGGCGAUUUCGUCAGGCCUGGUUCCUCCAAAGCCACAUGCGAAUCCACAGAGUCAAAGCCCAGAUGAAGAGCGGUAAAGAUAGUGAUCUACCAGCCACCAUCAACGGAGUGCCCCAGGAUCCUCUGUCACUAAUAAAUGAGGAGUGCCUGUAUGAGCUUUGUGCCAGUUGUGGGAAUUUUUUCCAUGAUUUAAAGACAUUACAAGUACAUGAAAAACUGCACAGGCUGAAUCACACUCGUAAUCAUAUACAAAGCCGCCCGCAAGACGACAGUGAUGUCUCAGAUUUGGACAUCGCUAAAAGAGAUUUUUUGAAAAGCCUAAAUCUCAGGUGUGCAGGGGAAAAAGAGAACACAGAGGAAAAAUGUCAAGGUAAAAGAAUUGUUGGGCUGGAUCCAGUUUGUAGCUAUCAAGCAUGGCAGUUGGCCACAAGGGGGCGCCUGGCAGAGGCUACAGAGAAAUGUCUGGGAUGGCAGGAGAGGCUCGCAGACGCGGAGGUGGUGUAUGAUAUAGAGAAGGGUGAGUAUAUUCCUCUAAAACAUGACAAAAAGAGGAAACAGACAGACACCCCCAGCUCCAGUGUUAAAAAGAAGAAGACGGAAACAGGCCUCUGCAGCAGUAAAACUCUGGACAAGAGGAUCUGCCAGGACCGCAUCCUGCUCAACGGACUGGGACAUGCUUUUUAUGAAGCUCUGCAGGCCAAGAAAGUCAAGGACACUCACAGCUCAGCUAAAGCCAGCAGCAAGAGCCAAGAGCUGGAAGAUAAAAAGCCCAUCUUCUGUGAGCACUGUGAUUUCCACACUGUAGAUGCCUCACAGCUCAGGUCCCAUCUGCUCAAGACACACCAGGACAUCCUGGCUCCAAAACAGAUGUCAUCCAAAUCCUCCAGGUACAUGGACUACCUCAGGACGAGAAGCGCACUGCUCAGUCAAUCAUAUUGGAAUCCUUAUACCUACACCCCUGUCCUUGGGUCAUCAGAGGCACAAAACUUCAAAACUGAAAAGCCAAAUUCCACAGAGGUCAAAGGUGAACCAGGCACGCUCCUCAAUCUGUCCGUUGUUGAGAGCAAUGCUGUUACCUCUGUCAAAUCACAGGGUUUGGUAAAAAAUCAGUGUACAUACUGCUCCCACACAUCCAACUAUCCUGAAGUACUGUGGAUCCAUCAGCGUGUGGCACACAGAGUGGACGGCAGCAGCUCCAUGGCACCAAAAUGGGCCCCUUGUCCAAUCAGCUUCAAGAGUUUAAAAACAGGCUCCACACCCUGGAGACGAACAGGACCUCCCCCUUUCCUUGAAGGUAAAGACUGUCCUGCUUUACCCGCCCCACGAACUCAGCGGACACAACCUCCUCGUACCAACGCAAACAGUAGUGGCCAAAGUAGCACAAGUAGUAAUAGUAGCAGCAAGCACUCAGGCAACAAGAGCCAAUCAACUGUCCCAAAACCCAAGAGUGCUCACCCGAAGGACUCCCAUUCUGUAGAUGGGAAAGGGAAAGUGGUGCCCCAGAAAACCUCAGUAAUGGGAAGCAGUAAGGGGACUACUUCUUCAGGUGCUGUGGGGCAAAGCAAGAGUACAUCUACUUCACAGUCCAGUCCAAAAUAUAGAGUUAAAGGCAACUUCCCACAAGAGGGUUUGGGUUUUAUGUUGGCCCGAAACCACCACAGUAGCACUUCCUCAAACUCAAAUAGGCUCCACCCCCAAAGACAGUCAUGUGACCCCACCUCAGGUCUCAAAGGUCACGACCUGUGGGCAGCCUUGAACAUGUGGGGUUUACAUGGGAGCAAAGCCUAUCUCGACCCGCUCCUAUUCACUCAGGGAAAAGGUGAAUCAACGGGACAAAUGCCAAUGGAUAUAAAUAUUUUAAGCCUCUUAAAAAACUACAGCCCACAUGAUCUGGCUGCUCUGUACCAGCACUGGGGCUUUGUCGACCCCCAACUCAAUCCACAAGCAAUGUUGCAGCUGAAUGAGCAUUAUGCAAAUGAGGUCCACUCCUCCUCUGAAGGUUCAAAGCAGGUAAACAGUCAUUCAACGUCCUCAGGGUCUCUUCACAAAGGAACGUGAUUCUCCAUUUUGUCACUGAUUUUGUCCAGAACAAAGAUGUCUGCUGUUUCCCCAAAGGAGCCAGAUCCUGAAAAUGGCCUGAUAAUGCACAACAUAUGCAAAACAAUGAAUGGACAUGGAUACUUUAAUUUGUCAUUUGUUUCAUUUGAAGUGUUUUGCAUGUUUUUGUUAAGAGUGUUGACUUGUUUUAGGUCCUUAAAAUAUUUUGAAUAGAAAGGACAUUUUGUUUUCAAGUGUGAAGUUCUGAAAGAAGCAGGUUGUGUGUAGUAUUAUGAAGUUUUGACUACACACAAUGGCACACAGCACUAAGUAGUGAAAGUCAUUAUAUCAGGGGUGCCAUUACUAUGUGCAACUUUAAAGUAAUGCUAGCUUUCUAAUAGACGUCCGUCACUCACUGAACAGUUCUAACCUGGAGAAACACGUAAUGGGGAUAAUACAAGAAUAUGUUUGUUGGUACUUGAAUAUCAAAUCCAGCGUUCAUUUUAUAGACUUCAUUAACUUCAGACUUUUAACUCUAUAUAAUCCUAAUAUACUUCAGUAUUUGUGUUGUGCCUAUGAGAAAAUUGAGCUUGUUCAUGACAGCUUUAUUGGUUUUGUCCAUUCAUGGUUUUAUUCUAAACUUAAU
Messenger RNA from Periophthalmus magnuspinnatus, 3304 nucleotides. Its product is annotated as zinc finger protein 516-like. The transcript is spliced from 5 exons. The record is from RefSeq and is a predicted model, not a curated record. Gene Ontology annotation, molecular function: RNA polymerase II cis-regulatory region sequence-specific DNA binding; DNA-binding transcription factor activity, RNA polymerase II-specific. Gene Ontology annotation, cellular component: nucleus. The coding region runs from base 76 to 2679 and encodes 867 amino acids. Lineage: Eukaryota; Metazoa; Chordata; Actinopteri; Gobiiformes; Gobiidae. Gene Ontology annotation, biological process: regulation of DNA-templated transcription.